Molecule: messenger RNA, 1281 nt
Organism: Fonsecaea erecta
Lineage: Eukaryota; Fungi; Ascomycota; Eurotiomycetes; Chaetothyriales; Herpotrichiellaceae
Exons: 2
Coding region: 1-1281 (426 amino acids)
Source: RefSeq, a predicted model, not a curated record
AUGGCUGCAGCAUUGAUCCUUUCAGGGUUGACCCUUGCUGGAGUGGUCCAAGCCCACAUUGCGGCUUUUGCGAAAGGGAUGUACUGCGAGAACGGUACAGAUCCUUCCAACCCGAAUUUCAACUCGAACGCUCCCGUGUCGCCGUUGUACAACCUUACCCAGGACCAAUGGUGGUUCCAACACGAUCGAGGCUGCGAUGGUGUCCCUCCUCCUCCCGGAGUCUUUCUUGAGUUACCUGCCGGCGGUUCCUUCGACGUGGAUCUUGCGAACAACCAAGCAUUCUCAAACCUAUCCUACGGUGGCUCAAAGACUUCAGAAUGGCCGGACGGUGGCUCUCACCCAGAAGACUGGAAUGGUGGCGGUGUUGGUGAAGGCUGUAUCCAAGAUGGCGGUUAUAUGCACGUCCAGAACCAGAGCAUGGCUCAGGGAACUGCUUUCGCUAUUGCAUAUGAAAGCGAUCUCGCCGCCAUCACGUUGGAGGACUUAGUUGUGUUUACUGUGCUAGAGCACACUCCCUGGAAACGGGCAGCAACCUACCAGGUUCCAGCAGCCAUGCCUGAAUGCCCUGAAGGUGGAUGCACUUGUGCUUGGCUCUGGGUGCCGAAGGGAUGUGGUCAGCCCAACAUCUAUAUGCAAGGCUUCAAAUGCAUUGUCACUGGUGCCACGUCCACAACUCCACUCGCGAAGGCUCAAGCACCCGUGAUGUGUGACACGGACCCUUCCAAAUGCGUUACAGGAGCAAAGCAAAUGAUCGUGUGGAACCAACUCACAGGAAACAACGUCGUGACAAGCGGCUCCCAGACGCCAGCCUAUAAUACACGUAACGGAUUCACGCCAGGUCCGCAGGAUGACAUUUUUGAAGGCGGCCCUUCUGUACCUGAGGGACCGGCGUCCUCUAUGACUUCUUCCAGUUCACUGUUCACCUCCACUACCGCGCCAGUAGGAACACAAGUACAACCCUCCUUGUGGACGACCAGCACUCCUCUCAUCUCGGGCUCUGCAGUUCCAUCCACAACCCUUCUCACCACAAGCUUCUCCCUGUCGCCGUGGACGACCUUGGCGACAGUGGUGAAGGCGGCCUCAACAACCGGCGACGCUGCUUCCGUUCCUGUUGCUCCGCAGUCUCCCAGCAUCGUGAGCUGGGGAGUCCCUUCUGGUGAAACACCUGAAACUGUGACCGUGAGUGUGACCGUCACUGUUUCUGCCGCCGUUUCGACGCCUACAGGCUUCAAACAUUACAAGGGAUGCUGGGUUGAGGAAGAAGACGAGUUGAACGGCUGA